AUGGACACCGUUCAAGUACUCAAUGUUAUUUCAAUCAUGGUUUUGAGAAAACUUUUCACAUUUGUCCACAGGGACAAGUAUGGUUGUGGAUCUUGUAGUCUCCCAUCCGGAAUAGAUGAAGCCACUUUUAGAAACGCAUUACAAGGUAUACCAGCUCUGUUGGGUAUUAAAGAUGGUCAAUCAUACCUCAAAAUCACCGAUCAGGUCAAUCACAAAGGUUCCUGUUAUAGAAAUGACUUUUUAAUGGAAUUCCAACACGAUGGUAAAUAUUUGGUACCCCUUGGAUCAAAUCAUGGAGAGAUAUACAAAAUUAAUAUUGAAAUCGAUGGAAAAAAGCAUUGGUCACCUUAUGAAUAUCUCAAAAAAGAUCGUUUUCUGUUGGAUUGGUUAAAGGUUAAUCAAAAUCAAAUCUUGUUACGAAUUUCGUUUCAGUUCAUUGACCUACAUUGUGGAGAUCUGCCAAAACUAGUAUCAAAAGUCAUUGAAGAGGUGGUAUCGUCACGAAUUGUAAUUUACCUAUCGGACAAUUUAUACAGAGAGAUGCCUAUCUUUAUGGAAACAAAGGAUGUUUUUCACAUUUUCAAUGGCAACGAUCAAUUAAAAAGUUCAUUUUCUUUGGUAGAAAAAAAUGUCUCCUUUAAAGACAAAAUUGAUAAUUAUAUCUCUUCUCAAGAAUCCAAUACUAAAACAAAUGUUCAAAGUACUCCUUUUGAACAUGUUGACUCUGAAUUCUUUGACUUAUUGACUGAUCAAAUCAAUUUUCAAGUGAUAACAGGCUUAGAAAAAGAAAUUGUGAUGGUUUUAGUUAAAGUGGAUCCCACAUCUUUACAAGUAUUUCUGAUGAACUCGUCGGAUUGUUUCAACAGUUUUCUUGAAUCAAUUAUUGUUGACAAAAAAGUAUUUCUCCACACAUACCAGUCAACCUAUGAAAGUAUUGCAAACAUAAUUUGUGGUUAUCGUGAUAGUCUGUCAAAUGAUCCAGUAUUGGAACUCACAACAUUAUUCGAAACUUUAUCCUAA
Messenger RNA from Cavenderia fasciculata, 1020 nucleotides. RefSeq lists its product as uncharacterized. The record is from RefSeq and is a predicted model, not a curated record. Lineage: Eukaryota; Evosea; Eumycetozoa; Acytosteliales; Cavenderiaceae. The transcript is spliced from 2 exons. The coding region runs from base 1 to 1020 and encodes 339 amino acids.